This is a messenger RNA of Zymoseptoria tritici IPO323, 1794 nucleotides long. RefSeq lists its product as uncharacterized. The record is from RefSeq and is a predicted model, not a curated record. The coding region runs from base 106 to 1794 and encodes 562 amino acids. Gene Ontology annotation, molecular function: transmembrane transporter activity. Gene Ontology annotation, biological process: transmembrane transport. NCBI's taxonomy places the organism in Eukaryota, Fungi, Ascomycota, Dothideomycetes, Mycosphaerellales, Mycosphaerellaceae. The transcript is spliced from 2 exons.
GACGUUUCCAUCCUGUCAACAUCUGUGAUAUAAAAGCCGUCGUCGGCACUGGUGGGAAGAUGCUUCAUCAACGGCAUCAAAGAUAUCGCUUCAAUCAUAACUUCAAUGGCACACUCGUCGAUGAGAGAUAUGGAGACGCCGGAUCACAGCCCAAGCAACAUCGCCUCAUCAACACCAGCGACUUCAAUCAUGGGAGACAUUCAUGAACUGGAUAACAACUCAAGCAGCAUUGCCUCAUCGACACCGGCAACUUCGAUAAUGGGAGACAGUGAGAAGUUGGACCACAGCUCAAGCAGCAUCGCCUCAUCAACACCUCCGACUCCCAUCGUUGUUGAUCUGGAAGAGCACUCGCCCGGCUACGACGCCCCAGCCGCCCAAAAAUGGCUCGUGGUCUUUACGACCAGCUUCCUGACGUUGACUGCAUGCUUCAGCAGUACCUCACUGCUUGCGGCAGCGGAUCAGAUCGCCGAAGAGUUCGGCACGCAAGCGAACACGAUCAACUAUUCCAGUGCGGGAUUGCUUUUCGCCAUGGGUCUUUCAAGCUUUGUUUGGGGACCGAUCAUUCCGCUCUGCGGACGAUUGUACGCAUGGAACGCCUGUAUCAUUGCUCUGCUAGGCUGGACACUGGCUGCCAGCUUCGCUCCAAAUCUCGAAACAUUCAUCCUCUUCCGAGUCCUAUCCGGCUUUCAAGGCACGUUCUUCCACGUCACUGGACAAGCCAUCAUUGCCGAAUACUUCCCGCCAGUCCGACGAGGCGCUGCGACUGGAUUGUUUCUCUGCGGCCCAGUCUUGGGCCCGCCUCUCGGACCACUGGUCGCUGGAGUCAUUACGACAUACACCACCUGGCGAGUCGUCCUAUGGGUUCAGUCUGGGAUGGUAGCACUGGGCUUGAUCCUAUCCCUGAUCUUCCUACAGAAGGGAGGCAAAGCAGCCACUCUGAAGCAUCCGUCGAUCCGAGACCUGCUUCACAUCUGGAACCCGAUCAGGAUAAUUUCGCUCAUGCGAUACCCUAAUUUGCUGCUCACCAAUGUGGCCUGCGCACUAGUCAGCUGGUCUGGCUACGCACUCAUGUCGUCCCCGGGGCAUCUCUUAAGGACGCAAUACAACUUGAACUCCCCAACACUCGUCGGACUAUUCUACCUAUCACCAGCUGGAGGUUUUCUGGCCGGCAGCGUCCUUGGCGGCUUUUCCUCAGAUCGCAGUGUCAAAUUGUGGAUCGAGCAACGCGGCGGCAUUCGGCUUCCUCAAGAUAGGUUACGUUCUGGCUUUCUCAGCUGGUUCGUAAUCAUCCCAUUGGCGUCACUGCUAUUUGGAUGGGGACUGGACCGGCAUGUUGGCGGUCUGGCGUUGCCGAUCGUGAGUGCCUUCUUCGCAUCGGCCGCACUACUAGAGGCGUUUGCUGGUCUGGCCACGUAUUGUGCGGAAGUCAUGCCUUUGAAUCGGCAGGAAGCCAUCGCGAGCAAAUACAUUGUACAGUACACCGGCUCGGCUCUCGCGACGAUGUUUACCGGUCCGAUAGUCGACACGAUUGGGGUUGGAUUACAGAGCUCCAUCAGUGCGUUUCUCGGCUGCGCAGCUGGUGGGCUGUGCGUGUUGGUGGCACUCUACGGAGUCAACAUGCAGGACUGGGUGCACAGGCGCUGGCCAGCGAAAGCGAUGAUGCCCAGAAACGAGGAAGAUCUUGGUGAUGGUGCGUCGUUGGAUCAUGUGGAGCCUGUGCUGGAGAAGAACUUUCAGCUCAGAUUAAAUGCUGCGCUACCUUGUCCGCCGCGAGGAGCUCUUCUCUUGGUCUAG